Molecule: messenger RNA, 5670 nt
Organism: Quercus lobata
Lineage: Eukaryota; Viridiplantae; Streptophyta; Magnoliopsida; Fagales; Fagaceae
Product: putative disease resistance RPP13-like protein 1
Exons: 5
Coding region: 264-2210 (648 amino acids)
Molecular function (GO): protein binding; ADP binding
Source: RefSeq, a predicted model, not a curated record
AAAAAUCAGAAAAACAAGAACCAUUGUAGACUUUUUGAACUUUCCUAGAACAAAUUAAGCAAAACUCUUCACUCCUAACUCAUUUGCUGAGUCUCUUUGGCAACCAGACCACAAAUUGGGGUAAGCCUAAGAAAAAAUCAGAAAAACAAGAAAUAUUGUAGACUAUUUGAACUUUCCUAGAACAAAUUAAGUAAAACUCUUCACUCCUACCUCAUUUUCUGAGUCUCUUUGGUUACUUUUCUAUAUUUCCUUACAAGCAAAUCAUGUCAGUUAUUGGAGAGGCUGCUCUAUCCGGUUUCUUUCAGGUGCUGUUUAGCAAGUUAACCUCCCCGGAAUUGUUGGAGUUCUUGAACCAAGAUCAAGUUCAAGCUGACCUCAAGAAGUGGAAGACAAUGUUACUGAAAAUCCGUGCAGUUCUAGAUGAUGCAGAAGAGAAGCAGAUGACAAGCCGGGCCGUGAAGAUCUGGUUGGAUGAACUCAGGGACUUAGCUUUUGAUGUGGAGGACGUCUUGGACAAGUUUGCAACCGAAGCUUUGCAACAUAAGUUGAAUGCAGAACACAGCACAAGUAAGGAACCCAUGCUCAUCCCUGCAUAUGUUAGUUUUAAUCCAAGUUCUGUUAUGUUCAAUACUAACAUGCGGUCCAAGAUUAAAGAGAUUAAUACAAGAUUGCAAGAAAGUGUGACACAAAAGAAUUAUCUGGAAUUGAGAUACUAUGAUGGGGGAAGAACUAAAACAGCAAGACUACCCACAACUUCUCUUGUGAAUGAAGGUCACGUUUAUGGCAGAGAUGAAGAUAAAAAGGCUAUUGUCAACUUGUUGCUGGGUGCUGGAUCAAGUAACUCUCAACUCUCUGUGUUUCCCAUACUUGCUAUGGGGGGAAUGGGUAAGACAACUCUUGCUCAACUAGUUUACAACGACCAUGAUGUGAAUCGUCAUUUUGAUAUGAAAGCAUGGAUUUAUGUUUCUGAUGAUUUUGACAUUGUAAGGGUGACAAAAGCAAUUAUACAAUCUGUCACUUGUGAGCCCUAUGAUGUUAAUGAUUUAGAUUUACUUCAAGUCAAACUGAAGAACAUAUUAUUUGGCAAGAAGUUUUUAUUCAUUUUGGAUGAUGUUUGGAAUGAAAAUUACAAUAAUUGGACUGUCUUACAACGUCCAUUUGAAUUUGGGGCUCUAGGAAGUAAGGUUGUUGUCACAACUCGAAAUGAUGGUGUUUCAUCAUUAAUGGGCACUACUCCAAGUUACAAGUUGAAGGAGUUGUCACCAAAUGCUUGUUUGCAUGUAUUUACCCAACACGCAUUGGGGGCAACAGAUUUUAGUGAACAUUUGGAACUUCAAGAAAUUGGCCAAAAAAUUAUAGAGAUGUGUAAGGGCUUGCCUUUGGUAGCAAAAGAACUCGGGGGCCAUUUGCGCACUAAGCACAACCAUGAUCAGUGGAAACAUGUGCUAUAUAGCAACAUCCGAGAUAUACCAGAGGAGAAAAGUGCUAUUAUUCCAACUCUUAGAUUGAGUUACCAAUACCUCCCUUCACAAUUAAAGAGGUGUUUUGCCUAUUGUUCAAUAUUCCCAAAGGCCUAUGAAUUCGAAGAGAUAGAACUAGUCUUGUUAUGGAUGGCAGAAGGUUUGCUUCAAGAAACAGAAGGAAACAAGCAAAUGGAAGAUCUUGGUAGUGAGUAUUUUCUUGAUCUACUAGGGAGAUCAUUUUUCCAACAAUCAAGCAAUCAUGCAUCACGUUUUGUCAUGCAUGACUUGGUCAAUGAUCUGGCUCAAUGGGCUGCAGGAGACAUGUGUUAUAGGUUGGACAACAAAUUGAAUGCUAAUAAUCAAUCCAAGAUUCCCACAAAGGUACGCUAUUUCUCAUAUAUUCCUUGCUUUUGUGAUGGCAUCAAAAGAUUUGAAGACUUCCACGAAGGCAUGUCAUUACGGACUUUCCUACCACUACCAGAAAGGAAAGUUUGCUACUUAACAAAUCAUGUUUCUUAUCAUAUGUUGCCACAAUUGAAAUGUUUAAGCGUAUUAUCUUUAAGUGGAUAUCAAAUUGUUGAGCUAUCAAGUUCUAUUGGUGAUUUGAUACAUUUAAGAUACCUCAAUCUUUCUGGUACUUUGAUUACAAGUUUACCAGAAUCAAUAAGUUCUUUAUACAAUUUGCAAACAUUGAUAUUGAGACGUGUUCCAAACUUACAAGGUUACCAAAGAAAAUUGGGAAUCUAGUCAAUCUUCGGCAUCUUGAUACUACAGAUGCUUAUUUAAUCAAAGAGAUGCCAGUGGGACUAAAAAAUUUAAAAAGCCUACAAACACUACCUGAAUUUGUUGUGGCAAAAGAUACCGGAUCUAAGGUAGGAGACUUGAUGAACUUGAAGUUUCUUCGCAAAACACUUUGCAUUUCAGGCUUAGAGAAUGUGCUUAAUGUUGAGGAUGCUAGAAAGGCUGAUUUAAAUGGUAAGAACUUAGAUGUAUUGGUUAUGAAAUGGGGGUCUGUGCUUAAUGAUUUACUAGAUGCAAGAGUUGCAAUAGAUGUUCUUGACAUGUUACAACCUCCAAUAACGGUAAAAGAACUUUCCAUUAAGGGUUAUGUUGGUGCAAAAUUUCCAACUUGGUUAGGAGAUCCUUUAUUUUCUAAAUUGGUGCUCCUUAAGAUGAAUAGUUGUGAAAAAUGCACAUCAUUGCCUGCGAUUGGACAAUUACCCUCCCUAAAGGAUCUUGUCAUUAUAGGAAUGGCUGGGGUGAGAAGUGUUGGUUCAGAGUUUUAUGGGGAUGGUUUCUUUAAUCCUUUUAGAUCUUUAGUUAGACUUUGCUUUGAGGAUAUGCAAGAAUGGCAAGACUGGAUUCCUUGUGGAGUUGAGCAUGAAGAAUUCCCUUGCUUGCAUGAGCUUUCUAUCAUUAAAUGCCCCAAAUUGCAAGGAAAAUUGCCCCACCAUCUCCCAUCAUUGGAAAAAAUUUCUAUUCGUAAAUGUGAGCAGUUGGUUGUUUCGAUUCCAAACUUUCCAAUGCUUCAUGAGGUAGAAAUCGUCGGAUGCAAAGAGGUGAUAAGCAAAAGUCCCGUUGAGUUAAGCUCACUGAAGUCCAUGGUUCUUUCUAUUUCAGAUUUGACGAGUUUGACAGAGGAAUUCAUGCAAGGAUCAACAAAGGUAGAAUAUGUGACGAUAGAUGAUUGUUAGGAGCUAACAUCUUUAUGGCAAGAGAGGCUUAUUUCCCUUGUAACGCUAGAUAUCAGAUCAUGCCCAAGACUUGUGAACAUCAGUCUACCAUAUACGUUAAGGCCAAUGAAAAUUAAAAAUUGCAAUGCUCUGAAAUCCUUGCCGAUGUCCAAUAGUAUGUGUAUUGAAUACGCAUAUAUUGAUAACUGCCGUUCUCUCACCUGCAUUUCAAGAGGCCAGCUACCUCCAACUUUGAGAAGGCUACACAUUAAAAAUUGUGAGAAUUUGCAAGUUGUGCUUGAUGAGGAGGAGGCCUCUUCCUCUUCUUCUUUAGUGAGGAAUGAGGGAAAUCUUUAUGGCAAUAGCAGUAGUAAUGAGUCACACUUCUUGAACACUUGGAGAUUAGGGAAUGUUCAUCUCUAAAAUGCUUGUCAUCAAAAAACCAGUUUCCUGCUGCCUUGAAAAACCUUUUUGUAUACAAAUGUCCAGAGCUGGAGUCAGUAACAAAAGAGUUACAAAAUGAUGCCUCUCUUGAACACUUCCAAAUUUGUCAUUGUGAAAAGCUUAAGUCCUUACUUGAGGGCCUACACAGACUCUGCCACCUCUAUGUGAUCAAGAUAUGGGACUGUUCUAGUCUUGUUUCCUUCCCGGAUGGAGGUCUCCUCCCAACCAGCCUGAGAAAGCUUUCAAUCGAAAACUGCGAGAAACUUGAGGCCUUGCCUAACUGCUUGCCCAACCUCUCUGCUCUUGAAAUGUUGUAUAUCAAAGAUUGUCCUAAACUUGAAUACCUCCCAGAGAACGGUCUGCCUCCUUCACUUUUGAAACUUUAUAUUUAUAGGUGUCCUCUACUGGAACAGCACUGCAAGAAAGGCAAAGGUCGAGAGUGGUUCAAAAUUGCCAACAUCCCUCGUGUUGAGAUUGAUUGGAGGUCUGUCUAUGAGGUGGAGGAGGAGCAAGAAUAAUUGUAUCGCCUGAACUCCUAAAAAUUCUUCUCAAUACUUGGAGAAUUUGAUGAUUGCUAGUUAGAUAUCAUGUUGAGGAACACAAUGAUCAAUGAGUAUGUACAGAAUAUCAAGAUGCCAUUUUCAUACUAGGCCUGAGUGGAAUGACAUUUCAACCAAAGGUCAUGUCUUGCACAGAUGAAUAAAGCAUUCUCACCUUUGCUGCAGAUGAGACUUGCUCAGAUUCUGGAAGUGGGAAUUCAAACUACAUUAAUCGGCAAACAUCCAGGCCAAGCUCAUGAGUUGGCUGUUGAGCCUGUGAGACCUCAUAUCUUUCAUACCUGUGGUGAAGAUGGAUUGGUGCAGUGUGGAAAAGAUUCAUUGAAAACAAAGCAAGAACAAAAGAAUCGAAUAAAAAUAACUGUCAUAAACAAGAUUGGAGCUUCUGCAACCACAAGCACAUCAACUAUGGUGGACAUUAAGCUAGAAGAAAGGAAGCAUUGAAAAAUGCAUUGAGAGCCCAACGAGCAAGCUGAGCACAUUCAUUAGAAAAUACAGGUGAGAAAUUAUCCAUGAACUGACUAAAAAGGGCAAGUAUGCUAAAAGGAUUUUGUUACAUACAUAUUCUUAUAUGUUCCGGAAACUCUGGAACUCCUAAUUUGCAAAGUGCGCGUGCACACACAUGCUGUUUUUAGUUUUGCGCACGUGCAGCACACAUUCUUCAUUCGAAAUCAUAAAUGGAAAUACAGUUUAAUCUGAAAAUCUGGAACUCCUAAUUUGCAAGGUGCGCGCGUGCACCCACACGACAUCUUACUUUACCGUGCGUGCAACACACAUUCUUCAAUUGAAAUCAUAAAUGGAAAAACAGUUUAAUCUGAAUGCACUUACUUUAAUUAUUACAUAAACACAAUACCUAGCAAAAAAAAUUUAAUUGUUCUAUUAACUCCCAAGCAGUGAAAUGAUAUAUUUAGAAAUAAGCAGUCAUUCUCCAAGACUAGUAGACUACCAUUAUACAUCUUCAUUAUCCAAUCAUGACAAACCAAACCAGUUCUCCGAUAACCACAUAACCCUAGUUUAAUUAACUAUAUUGUAAAAAACAAAACAAAACAAAAAUGAAGACAACAAAAUUGAAUCUGCAGUUGAAUGAUUAAUUACAAAUGGAAUUUCCCUCGUAAAAACUUUUCUCAAGUUGACUUUGCAUGUAUCUGUCAUUAUUCGCUCUGCAUUUCUUUCUCCAAUUUCUUGCAUGAAUUCAUAUAGUAGGAAAUAAAGCAUGAAAAAACUACGUAAUUCAUUGGUGAAUGCAUGACUUUUCUUACAAAAGUGAUCAUUAGCCACCAAACAAAUCUGUUCUCCUCAAACAAGGGCAAAUUCAGAAAGAAAUAAAGAGUGUUGAGAUGCUAUGCAUAUAAUUAUGAGUACAUAUCUCAAACAUCUUACAAUCUGUUAGCUUUAGCUCUUAAGCUUUUUGUAUUUGUCUCAUGUUCAGAAUGUUCAUCAUCAUAAACACAAUGUUCAUUUCGUUCAAUAAAAGUCUUAUUACCUAUAAAAUAAAAAACAUAUCUCAAACAUCUGAGUUCCAGAAAAUGAACU